AUGGGUCCAAUCAAGAAGAUCGACCAGAGUACUGUGGAGCUACUGCAGCUGUUGGCACCUGGUAAAUCACGGACGGAUGGGAACACAGCCUGUGGGAUGAUCCUGAGCGGCCAAGCGUUUGCUGAGUUCAGCGACGAAGAGCGACGGAUCAUAUGGUCCCGAGUACAGAGUUAUGGUGGCCUUAUCCCGUCUUUGUUUACCUUUUUCGAAGACUUCAAGUACCUGGAGGCCUGUGCCCACUGUAUCAAGCGGCUCUGUGGUCCGAUCAACAUGUCAAUCUGGAGAACGAUGAGUUCAAUAUUCAUUCCACCCUCAGAAGAGGGAACCGCGACUUCAGGGGCCGCGGAUUCCCUCAUCCAGACCUCCGAAUCUACUUCCCGACGCCAGCCGGCAACUGAUAUGGAACGCCUCGAGACAGGAUAUUUACAAAUAUGGCUUUAUGCAAUGAGGCACUAUACGCUGAUGCCCCCGGACCCAAAGAGUGAUGACGAGUUGCUGGCAAAAUCAACUCGUGCCAAGCCCGAUGAGAGAGCAAUUUACGAGAUGGCUGAACUGGCCCACCAGCUUGGCUUUCAGUCCACUGAAAUCGAUGCGCUGAUCAAGAGUUCACCCGAUCAUCAGAUCGCACGAUCGGCCCUCCUACAAGCCCGAAAGCCCAACCGUUAUCGAUACGAUAGCCAGUAUUUUGAUGAUUUGGUCAAUCAGAUCGUGAGCUGUUUCGUCAAGGCAGUUCCCGACCGACCAGAGCAGCCUCAGGGCCUUCUGGCGGAUAGCACAAUGAAGCUCAAGUCUCGUUCUGGGGAGCCACAAACACGAACCCACAAGCAAGAUGGACCCUUGCUGUUCUUAGACCCUUUGAACGCUGAUGUUGAGGUUGGCGACAAUAUCACCAGCUUUUUCGUCCGUCGUUGUGUAUUUUUUGCAUUUUUUGGAAAGUCUGCACGGAUUGCUACUUGCAAUGUCAACCAAGCUGAGGACACUGGUCCAGGCCAAGGACUGAGGGAUAUUCCUCCUUCGCCAAUGUUCGUCGAAGAGGAUGACCCCUUUCUUACUCAUACGCCCGCACCAGACUCCCUUCCUCAGGAGGAACAGGACAACCCACAGGAAAAAUCGGCUGAAGUGGUUUUAGGACGACGAGCUAGUGAGUGCCAGCGGCCAGUGCGGACAGACCGGAAAGAAGAUGUCAAGCGUCGACGAAGGCGAAAACUUCAAAUACGUCGACCUGUCUCCGGCCCGGUGGAGGAUAUGGACCAAGAACCAAUGGAAUUGGAACUGCCAAAUGUGGAGAGUCAUGACCAGGUUAUGUUAGACCGAAACAGUACGCCUGAAGAGAAUUAUAUGUCAGACGGGCUUCAAAGCCAGCCGGAGCCGGUCGAGCCAAUGGUGUUUGUCACGCAACCUUCCCAUGUCUCUGCUGUGCCGGAUGCUGAAGAUAGUGGGAGUGACUAUACAAGAGACUCUUUGGACGCAAUUCCGCUCGUCGGAGACAAGGAAGAGCAAACAAUGGCCGCUCGCUAUACGAGGAAAUAUAUACUCAUUCGCUUGGUUUCAAGUAAGCUGCAUAGAGUCUGCAGAAGUUCCAUGCAAAUGCGACCCUGA
Molecule: messenger RNA, 1599 nt
Organism: Penicillium robsamsonii
Lineage: Eukaryota; Fungi; Ascomycota; Eurotiomycetes; Eurotiales; Aspergillaceae
Exons: 1
Coding region: 1-1599 (532 amino acids)
Source: RefSeq, a predicted model, not a curated record